Nicotiana attenuata is the source of this 2586-nucleotide messenger RNA. RefSeq lists its product as uncharacterized. Bases 1 to 2586 code for a protein of 861 amino acids. The record is from RefSeq and is a predicted model, not a curated record. The transcript has 4 exons. Lineage: Eukaryota; Viridiplantae; Streptophyta; Magnoliopsida; Solanales; Solanaceae.
AUGCAUUACUUACCUCUUAUACCAAGGUUAAAGAGGUUGUAUGCAUCAAUGAGCCCUGCUCCUCAUAUGAGAUGGCACUACGAACAUAGAAGGCCACCUGGUAUACUCUGCCAUCCGUCAGAUGGAGAAGCGUGGAAGCAUUUUGAUAGGGUGUUCCCCGAGUUUGCUAGUGAACCAAGAAACAUUAGGUUGGGAUUAUGCACAGAUGGAUUUACUCCAUUUGCUGUCUCUGCUGCACCAUAUUCAUGUUGGCUGGUGUUUGUUACUCCAUAUAAUCUUCCGCCGGAGUUCUGUAUGACAAGUCCAUAUCUGUUCCUAACUUGUAUUGUUCCAGGUCCACGCAAUCCGAAAAGUUUGAUUGAUGUAUAUUUGCAGCCUUUGAUUGAUGAGUUACAAUUAUUAUGGCAUCAAGGUGUGGAAACAUAUGAUAUAUCAACCAAACAAAACUUCAGAUUGCAUGCUGCUUUGAUGUGGACUAUAAAUGAUUUUUCUGCUUAUGGAAUGUUGUCCGGGUGGUCGACUGCUGGAAAGUUAGCUUGCCCUUGUUGUAUGGAAGACACUAAAGCAUUUACUUUGAAAUGUGGAGGUAAAAAUACAUGGUUCGAUUGCCACCGUAGAUUCUUGCCAAUGAAUCAUGAAUUUAGGCGAAAUACAAGUGCAUUUAUGAAGAACCGAACUGAUUUUGAGGAGCCACCGGCCUGCUUGUAUUCAGAAGAAAUUCGGAACAGAGUAAGGGAUAUGCUUAAAGUAACAGAGUCUCCACCAUCUAAGAUACCAGGUUAUGGUGUCACACACAACUGGACUAAACGGAGAAUAUUUUGGGAAUUACCUUAUUGGAAGCACAAUCUUCUUCGGCAUAAUCUGGACGUCAUGCAUAUCGAGAAGAAUUUUUUUGACAACUUGUUUAACACUAUUAUGGAUGUUACUAACAAGACCAAAGAUAACUUGAAGGCAAGGAUGGAAUUAAAGGAAUAUUGUAGGCGAAGUGAGUUGUAUCUGACAUACUUUAACAACAAGAUACAGAAGCCCAAAGCCAGUUACACGUUCAACUUGGAUGAGAGAAAAGAGAUUUGUAGUUGGGUUAACAAUUUGAGGAUGCCUGAUGGGUACGCAUCAAAUUUAUCCAGGUGUGUUGACAUGAAAGAAGGGAAGUUGGCGUCAAUGAAAAGCCAGGAUUGUCAUAUUUUCAUGGAAGCGUUGAUGCCUAUUGCGUUCAAUGCAAUGCCUGAUAGAAUAUGGAAACCGAUUACAGAAAUAAGUUAUUUUUUCAAGGAUUUGUGUUCUAGCACAUUGAGGGUGGAUAACUUAAUUUAUAUGGAGAGUAACAUUAUCUUAACUUUAAACAAGCUGGCAAAAAUUUUUCCUCUUGGUUUUUUUGAUGUAAUGGAACAUCUUCCAAUUCACCUUGCACAAGAGGCAAGGCUUGGAGGGCCAGUUCAAUGUAGAUGGAUGUAUCCCUUCGAGAGGACUAUUGGCAAAUGUAAACGGACCAUAAAAAAUAGAUCAAGAAUUGAAGGUUCGAUAUGCGAGGCAUAUGUGGCUAAAGAAACAUCUUAUUUCUGUUCAUACUAUUUUGAACAUGAUGUGCCAUGUUUGAGAAAUAGACCGAAUCGGCAUGAUGAUGGAGGCGAAAUCGAUCCUUUGGCACCACCCUUUUCCAUUUUUAAUCAACCAGGUAAAGGAGGUCCAAAAAAUUGUCCAAAGCGAAGGUUGUCUGAGAUGGACCUAAAGUCAGCUACAACACAUAUAUUGUUAAAUUGCCCUGAGGUCCAACCUUAUUAUAGUUACUUUGUGGGUACAUAUGGGCAAGAUGUUGUUUAUCUCAAGUUUUCAGAGUGGUUUAAAGAAUUUGUUCAUGAUCCAGCUAAUGGCAUUAAAGACCCAUUUUUACGUGAUAUAGCUUGGGGACCUGACCCUAGAGUAAGAAUGAUGUCUAAAUACGUGGUCAAUGGGUACAAGUUUCAUACAGAAGAAUGGUCUAAUGGAAAGAAAACCAACAAUAGUGGGGUGUGGGUGAAAGGUGAGGGAGAUGUUGAUUAUUAUGGUGUGCUUCAAGAGAUUUUGGAAUUGGAGUAUGCUGUAGGUUGGCCGAAGAAAAAGUUGGUACUCUUUCGAUGUAAAUGGUAUGAUCCAACACCGAAUAGAGGUACAAAGGUGCACGCUCAAUACAACAUAGUUGAAAUUAAACACACGGGGCAAUAUAGAGUUUAUGGUCCCUUUAUCAUUGUACAAAAGGUGAAACAAGUGUAUUAUGCUCCUUAUCCUUUGAGCAAGAAUAAGUCUGCAUGGCGAGUAAUUUUGAAAACAAAUCCCGUGGGUAGAGUGGUAGUCGAAGAUGCAUUAGAUGUGGCGUACCAGAAUGACAUUUCAAAUGUUGAAUCAAUAGUGGAUGAUGAAUUAGCAGAUGAAUUGCAGCAUAAUGAAGGGAUAUAUGAAGAAUUUGAUCCUUCUGUCCUUGCUACAAAUGAGGACGAAGAUAGAGGUGUAGAACAUGAAACAAGUGAUGAGGAAGGAUUACAAGAUGAAAGUGAAACAGGCAAUGAUGAAGACUUAGAUGAUUACUAUGAAGAUACAGAUGAAGAUUAA